CCUAUUUUUCUAUUUGAAAUAUGGCUCACUCUGAUAAUAUCAAUUUCAACUCAUCAAAAAUAGACAAUUCCCAGUUAGAAGACAAUACUUCAAUUGAUCAAUCGAACAGUAGCUCAGCAACAGUUACAACAACAGUCAAAUGCAGUUCAAAAGUAAAUGAUUUUGUAAUGUUACUAAAACAUGGCUAUGUGCUUUUUAACAAAAAGUUAGGCGAAGGAACGUAUUCAAAGGUCAAACACGCAUAUUCUAAAAAGCAAAACCGAGACAUUGCUAUUAAAAUUAUCAACAGAAAAAUUGCCCCGAAAGAGUUUUUAAAACGCUUUUUACCUCGGGAGUUGGAAAUCAUUGGCAACAUUGAACAUCCGAAUAUUUGCAAAUGUUUUGAAGUGCUUGAUGCUGGUUGCAAAGUAUAUUUGUGUCUGGAAUUUGCGCAAGGAGGAGAUUUGUUGGAAUACAUUAAAAAGCAUAAGAUAAUGUCAGAAAGCGUAGCUAAAGUUUUUUUUUCUCAGGUGCUUGAUGCUAUACUUUAUCUCCACAGUAAAAACAUUUUGCAUCGCGAUUUAAAAUGUGAAAAUAUACUUAUUGGAGAUAAACUAAAACCCCUUCUAGCAGACUUUGGAUUUGCAAAGUACGUUAAAAACAAUGAUCUAAGUAGGACGUUUUGUGGAAGCUCUGCAUACGCCUCAAUUGAAAUUCUUAAAGGAAUUGCAUAUGAUGGGAAAUGUGCUGAAGUGUGGAGCUUAGGAUGUAUUCUUUACAUUAUAACAACAGGUAACAUGCCUUUUAAUGAUUUUGAUAAAGUUAAACAAAUCAAACAAAUGGAACGUGGUCCAGCGUACCGUAACUUGCAACAACCUAUAUCAAAUACACUUCGUCAGUUAAUAUCACGUAUGUUAGACAUUGAUCCGAAAACUCGAGUUACCUUAAAAGAAAUUGGAAAACUAAGUUGGAUGAAAGAAUAA
This is a messenger RNA of Hydra vulgaris (swiftwater hydra), 962 nucleotides long. RefSeq names its product testis-specific serine/threonine-protein kinase 3-like. The record is from RefSeq and is a predicted model, not a curated record. Gene Ontology annotation, cellular component: cytoplasm. NCBI's taxonomy places the organism in Eukaryota, Metazoa, Cnidaria, Hydrozoa, Anthoathecata, Hydridae. Gene Ontology annotation, biological process: intracellular signal transduction; protein phosphorylation. Gene Ontology annotation, molecular function: ATP binding; protein serine/threonine kinase activity.